Molecule: messenger RNA, 1113 nt
Organism: Penicillium subrubescens
Lineage: Eukaryota; Fungi; Ascomycota; Eurotiomycetes; Eurotiales; Aspergillaceae
Exons: 2
Coding region: 1-1113 (370 amino acids)
Source: RefSeq, a predicted model, not a curated record
AUGUUCUGCCCAGUCUUGCGGUAUGCGAUCUUGACUGCGUCUGCUGGUCAUCUAAUACGCAUGACUUCUUGCCGGGGAAAAUCAACCCCCGUGUCAAUCAAUGGAAUUGAACUUCCCAGAAUAAAUGUGGACGCAGUUGUUCACUAUCAUGAUACUUGUAUCUCAUAUUUAUUGGAGCUGUCCAAGGAUCCAAAUGAGCAGUAUAAUGAGGAUGUCUUAGCCGCUGCCACAAUACUAAGAUUCUAUGAGCAGAUAGACGCUCCAUCGAUUGGCAUCGACUCGGAAGCGUACCUAAGUACCGUUCAAUUCAUCGUGAGCUCCCAGCAAGAUGAUUCCUUCUACGCAUACGAUACUAUUCAUGGUCCACGGAGAAACCGGGAUCUCCACGCCAUUCCAUCAACAUCACUCCGUCAUUCUGCAUGUCUGAUCGCCCUUCGACAAGAAAUUUGGAGCGCCUUUCUCAAUCAACGCACCUUCCGUCUUCCAGUAUGCCCGACUAACGGCUAUACUCAAUUAGAUCCUGUCAACGACUUCACCUGGACAAAUCGAAUUCUCGUAUGGUGUGCGGAUCUUCUGAAGUUCUGUUUCGGCGAAGGCAAAUCUUUACCCUUUAGCGAAAAGAUGAAAAGGUGGUCAGUAUUGAAGGCGUUCGACUUGAAGUGGGAAUCCAAUAAACCGCUAGAAUUCAAGCCGCUUUAUUUCGAAGAAGCGGACCCGUCGUCAGGGAAGUUCUUCCCGGUAAUUUGGCACCAGAAUGCCUGUCAAGCCGUUGGAUCCCAGCAUAUUGAGCUCUCUCGUAUCCUCCUCGCAGUCUCCGAUCCGAAGCUUUCUCGUCUUGGUCUGGCUGCUCGUCAAGCAAAUCUGGCACUGGAAGAGGAAUUGAGGUGCAUCAUUCGCCGGCUCGUUGGGUUGGCUUUGUCGAAUUCAAAGUGUCCUGUGCUUUUUGUCAAUGCUGCUGUUGGUAUCUCGGUCUGCGGAGAGUACCUUAAGGACCCUGCAGAGCAGAACGCCGUUCUUGAAUUCCUGGCCGAUCUGGAGUUUCAGCAUGCGUGGCCAACGGCUGCUUCUGCUUCCGCGCUAAAGGAGGCUUGGCAAGUAAGGGCUAUGUCAUGA